UAUCGUGGGCGGGAUAAUACAUUCAAACGAUACACAAGGAUUAAGGAUACAUAUUUAAAUUUCUCCUUCACCGACCAAAUUUUCCCGUCCGACUCAAAUCGGCAAAUCCUCUCUUCAGAUUCUCCAUUAUUAGCCUUUCAGUUAUCACCUCUACAAUCAUCAAGAAAUGAAGUCUAGAUCUCAAGAAAAACAAGAGAACCAGAAGAAGCAAUGGUCGUUGCAAGACUUCGAGAUCGGAAAACCACUCGGGAAAGGAAAAUUUGGGAGAGUCUAUCUCGCCAGAGAAGUAAAGAGCAAAUAUAUAGUGGCACUGAAGAUAAUUUUCAAGGAACAAAUAGAAAAAUACAAGAUUCAACACCAAUUACAGAGAGAAAUGCAGAUUCAGACGAGUCUUCAUCAUCCGAAUAUUCUGCGUCUCUACGGUUGGUUUCACGACAAUGAACGCAUUUUCUUGAUACUGGAGUAUGCUCACCGCGGCGAGCUUUAUAGAGAGCUUAAAAAGAAAGGUUAUCUCAGUGAGAAGCAAGCUGCAACGUAUAUUGCAAGUCUCACAAAUGCGUUGGCUUACUGUCAUGAGAAAGAUGUGAUUCACAGAGAUAUCAAGCCAGAAAAUUUAUUGCUUGAUCAUGAGGGCCGACUGAAGAUUGCUGAUUUUGGGUGGUCUGUGCAAUCUAGGAGCAAGAGGCACACAAUGUGUGGAACUUUGGAUUAUCUGGCUCCAGAAAUGGUGGAGAAUAAAGCUCAUGACUAUGCUGUUGAUAACUGGACUCUGGGGAUACUGUGCUAUGAGUUCCUAUAUGGUGCACCUCCAUUUGAGGCUGAGUCUCAAAGGGAUACAUUCAGAAGGAUCAUGAAAAUUGAUCUGAGUUUCCCUUCUGAACCUCCAGUGUCUGCAGAAGCCAAAAACCUCAUCAGCAGACUUCUGGUGAAGGACUCUUCAAAGAGGCUCUCCCUUCAGAAGAUCAUGGAGCACCCUUGGAUAAUCAAGAAUGCAGAUCCUAUGGGAAUCUCCAGGAAGUAACAUUUUCUAAUAACCUAACUAAUUAGAUUUUUGUACGUAACAUUUGUAUUUUGGGAAAGAAAUUUUUUCUCAGGUUGAUAAAGCUCCAAAGUAAAUGAUUCUACAAUUGGAAACCUAACUCUAAGUUUAAAAUAUGCAUCAGCUUUCUUACUUUGUUCAUAUUAUAUCUGCAACUGUGUAUUCAGAUGCAGGCAUUUAGAAAUUGUCCAAAUAUAUGGCCUUCUAUUUUGUGUAUGCUUUUGACUACUA
Messenger RNA from Jatropha curcas, 1270 nucleotides. RefSeq names its product ataurora3 (gene AUR3). The record is from RefSeq and is a predicted model, not a curated record. Gene Ontology annotation, biological process: protein phosphorylation. Gene Ontology annotation, molecular function: ATP binding; protein kinase activity. Lineage: Eukaryota; Viridiplantae; Streptophyta; Magnoliopsida; Malpighiales; Euphorbiaceae.